This is a messenger RNA of Lampris incognitus (smalleye Pacific opah), 2168 nucleotides long. It is a transcript of the gene dgke, whose product is annotated as diacylglycerol kinase, epsilon. The coding region runs from base 96 to 2168 and encodes 690 amino acids. The transcript has 11 exons. The record is from RefSeq and is a predicted model, not a curated record. Gene Ontology annotation, molecular function: ATP-dependent diacylglycerol kinase activity. NCBI's taxonomy places the organism in Eukaryota, Metazoa, Chordata, Actinopteri, Lampriformes, Lampridae.
CCGAGGACGCUCGUGUCCCUGUCCCGAGCCGACGGACCGACGCGUUGCCGCGCGGUCACGUCGCGUCGCCUCAUCUCCCAGCCGUCGGACGUGUUAUGACCGAACGAACGCGAAAACCCACGCGCACACAGGAGUGCGCAUGCGUCUUCCGGGAUCGGCUCCAACGAGCAGUCGGUCUAAAGCUGCGGCGGUCCGCGUCAGGAGCGGGGGGCUUAAAUCCCGCUUUGACGUCUCGACGAGACAUUUGCCAUUUUGCCGCUGCCUCUUCGUUCGCUCCGCACGAACCUCGUCCCGCUGCCGUCUGUCACUAUGAUAACGAGCGCUGCACGGGCAGCCCGCGUGCCUCCCCCCCCCGUGCAGUCGGCCGUCUUGUUUACAUAAGUCGCGGCUUAAUUGAGUUUUCAUCGCCUCCUUCCCACGUCGCUGCGUCAAACGCCAUGUACACGGAGGAGGACGAGGGGGGCGAAGACCGCGACUCCCGGGAGGAGUGGACCCUGCUGUUUUGGACGUCGCUGGCCGUCGUCGUGCCCGUUAUCAUCACGCUGUGGUGCAGCGCCCAGCGCUCCAAACGGAAGAUCCACAUGAAGGACUUCUUCCGCAAGAGCAAGCACGGCUGGCACUACACGGACCUGUUCAGCAAGCCCACGUACUGCUGCGUGUGUUCCCAGCACAUCCUCCAGGGAGCCUUCUGCGACUGCUGCGGGCUGUGCGCCGACGAGCCCUGUCUGCCGCGGGCCGACCGGAGCCAAGUGUGCAAGGAGAUCACGGCCCCGAGUCGGCCCGACGGCACGCUGGAGCACCACUGGGUCCGAGGCAACGUCCCUCUCGCCAGCUACUGCGUGGUGUGCAAACAGCAGUGCGGGACGCAGCCCAAACUUUGCGAUUUCAGGUGUGUGUGGUGUCAGAGCACAGUGCAUGAUGACUGCAUAUUUGGCCUGGCGGAGGGGGACCGCUGUGACCUGGGCGAAUUCCGAAGCCUCAUCAUCCCUCCCAAUUAUCUCCACCAUGUCAACAAGCUCCGCCGUAGACACCCGGAGGAGUUUAGCAAGCUAGCAUCUUCCUGCGGUAGCGGCUGGACUCCGGUGCUGGUCCUGGCUAACACGAGAAGUGGUAACAACAUGGGGGAGGCUCUUUUGGGAGAGUUUCGCACCAUCCUCAACCCCGUCCAGGUGUUUGACCUGUCAGAGCUGGCUCCCCCCAAGGCCCUCCAGCUGUGCACCCUGCUCCCACCCGGCAGCGUCCGGGUGCUGGCGUGUGGGGGAGAUGGCACCGUGGGCUGGGUGCUGGACGCCAUUGAUGCCAUGAAGCUCAAGGGUCAGGAUCAGUUCAUCCCAAGGGUGACCAUCCUGCCCCUGGGGACCGGGAAUGACUUGUCCAACACUUUGGGCUGGGGGGCUGGAUAUGCCGGGGAGAUCCCCGUGGAGCAGGUUCUCCGCAACGUCUUGGAUGCCGAGGUGGUCAAAAUGGACAGAUGGAAAGUGCAGGUAGCGUCGAAGGGACUCUACUUUCGUAAGCCAAAGGUUUUGUCCAUGAAUAACUACUUCUCGGUGGGGCCGGACGCUCUGAUGGCGCUCAACUUCCACACGCACCGGGAGAAAACGCCCUCCUUCUUCUCCAGCCGCAUCAUAAAUAAAGCGGUGUAUUUCCUCUACGGCACCAAAGACUGCUUGGUGCAGGAAUGUAAGGAUCUGGAUAAGAGGAUUGAGCUAGAGCUCGAUGGGGAGAGGGUGGCCCUGCCGAGCCUGGAGGGCAUCAUCGUCUGUAAUAUAGGCUAUUGGGGUGGGGGCUGUCGCCUCUGGGAGGGUAUGGGAGAUGAGCCCUGUCCCCCUACGAGGCUGGAUGACGGCCUGCUGGAGGUGGUGGGAGUUUUUGGCUCCUUCCACUGUGCUCAGAUCCAAGUCAAGCUAGCCAACCCUGUAAGGCUAGGCCAGGCUCACACAGUCAGGUUGGUGCUGAAGAGCUCCAGAAUGCCCAUGCAGGUAGAUGGAGAACCGUGGGCCCAAGGUCCCUGCACAAUCACCAUCACCCACAAGACCCAGGUUCUCAUGCUCUACCACAGCGCCGAGCAGACGGACGAUGACGAGGACGAGUCCAGUGCCUCAGAAACAGAGAGCCCCACCCCUCACGACUCGCCCAGGCCCCCGGGACCCGCACUGGCCCGGGCGUGA